AUGGCGCGCAAGAUCGACGUUCACCACCACUACUUUCCCCCUUCAAUGAACAAAGCGGCCGCUUCUGCUGCCGCAGGCUUCUGUACCCCACCUGAGCAUCUACCGUGGUCUCCAGACGUAUCAUUAGAGGCAAUGAUUGCUCUCGGCGUUGACCGUGCCAUCCUGUCGGUCCCGGCGAACUUCUAUCCCUCGGUCAAGGCCGUCUAUGAGGCGAACAAAACGAUGGCAGACAUCAGCGCAGAACAUCCCAAAAAAUUCUCGCACUGGGGAUGCCUGGGAGAUUGGCGCAAUGUCAAAAAUGCUCUGGCCUUCAUCGAUGUAUGUCUUGACGACCUAAAAGCUGUCGGUAUUGCUGUAUCGUCUUGCUAUGGCUCAGGAGCGGACGCUAAGUACAUCGGAGAUAGUACCUUCGAACCCAUAUGGCAAGAGCUCAAUAGACGCAACGCCCUUGUCUUCAUCCAUGGCGCACAGAUACCUUCUUCAACGCCGAUGCCGGACCCGUUGUUGGGCCUUCCGAUCACAGAGGCUCCUCACGAGACGUUCAAAGCCAUCGCACAGUUGAUUGUCAAUGGGACUACACGCCGCUUCAAUAAUGUCAACUUCAUUCUCGCGCAUCUCGGCGGCUCUGUUUUGACGCUCGCUCACCGUGUGGCGGCGCUCUCUACAUACAUGGACGGGGCGCUCUCAACAGAUGAAACCGGCAAACGCUUGUCGUUAACUGAGGACUUCGUGCUGGCUGAGCUUAGACGAUGCUACUUCGACUCCGCGCUGUCAAGCGGACCCGGGCUCGCCGCUGCGCGUGCAAUGGGCGUACUCGAUCGCAUUGUAUGGGGAAGCGAUUUUCCGGCCGUGCCAUUACGCACCAUUCACUGGUUUGAAGAGCAACAGGCCACCGAAGUCAGCGAACAAGAAUUAUCUGGUCUCGAAGGGAGGAUGGCGGAUAUUCUGAGCUCCCGUCGGGCUAGAAUGACCAGCUCCAACAUGUGA
Molecule: messenger RNA, 987 nt
Organism: Peniophora sp. CBMAI 1063
Lineage: Eukaryota; Fungi; Basidiomycota; Agaricomycetes; Russulales; Peniophoraceae
Source: the annotation of a GenBank genome assembly